AUGGAAGAACUGAUUGAACAAAACGUUUCUGUAAGAGUGGUACAGGCAGAGAAUCCCAAGGUGGCUGUAUCUUCCCAGGAGAGCCACCCAUGUGAGAGUUGUGGGCCAGUGCUGAGAUACAUUUUCCACUUGACUGAAGAGCAGGGCACACAACACAACCAGAAAUCAUUGCGGUGUGCAGCAUGUGCAAAACGAUUUUACAUCAGUACAAAGUGUCACCAGCAGCAAGAGCACCAUGUGAGAGAGAAGCCUUUCAGAAGAGGUGGGGACAGGAUCCUACUUGCAGAGGGCUGCAAUGUCAGUGUGUCCCAGAAGCUUUUCAUCUGUGGGGAGGUUGGACAGGACAUCCUCACCGAGUCAGAACAUCUCCAACAAGAGGCUACUCACACCAGGGACAGGCCAAAUGAAAUCUCGCCAUAUGGAGGAGACACUAUUCAAAAUGGAGAAAAUUAUUUCACCCUCAGUGAAUGUAAAAAACCCAUUGGCUACAACCAUGCCUAUGUUCAAAAGAAGGGUGUCCAUACUGGAAGACAGUGUUUUGUGUGCCAUGAUGGUGGAAAAAAUGUCUCCAGAAUUUCUAGGUUUUGUUAUUGUCAGAGAGUUCCAAGUGGAGAAAAGCCCCAUCAGUGCAGUGAAUGUGGGAAAUCUUUUAAAAAAUUGUCUCAACUUCGUUGUCAUCAGACAGUUCACACUGCAGAAAGGCCCUAUCAGUGCAGUGUAUGUGGGAAGUCUUUUAAAAGAAGAAGUAGCCUCUAUUUGCAUGAGAAAAUUCACACUGGAGAAAGGUCUUAUGAAUGUAGUGAAUGUGGGAAAUCUUAUCUGACUAAAAGUAGUGUACUUCAUUGUCAUGAAAGAGUUCAUACUGGAGAAAGGCCUUAUGAGUGCAGUGAAUGUGGGAAAUCCUUCUUCCGAAGUAAAACUGGCCUUCGUUGUCAUCAGAAUAUUCACGUGGGAGAAAAGCCUUAUGUGUGCAGUGAAUGUGGCAAAUCUUACCACAGUAAAACUCGCCUUCGUUGUCAUCAGAAUAUUCACACAGGAGAAAAGCCUUAUGUGUGCAGUGAAUGUGGCAAAUCUUAUCACAGUAAAAGUGGCCUUCAUCGUCAUCAGAGUAUUCACACAGGAGAAAAGUCAUAUGAGUGCAGUGAAUGUGGGAAAUCUUAUCACAGUAAAACUGGCCUUCGUAGUCAUCAGAUUCUUCACACAAGAGAAAGGCCUUAUGAGUGCAGUGAAUGUGGGAAAUCUUACCGUAGUAGCUCUGGCCUACGUUAUCAUCAGAAUUUUCAUACAAGAGGAAAGCCUUAUGUGUGCAGUGAAUGUGGGAAAUCUUAUUGCAGUAAAAUUAGCCUGCACUAUCAUGAGAGAUUUCACACAGGAGAAAGGCCUUGUUAG
Phyllostomus discolor (pale spear-nosed bat) is the source of this 1389-nucleotide messenger RNA. Its product is annotated as zinc finger protein OZF-like. The coding region runs from base 1 to 1389 and encodes 462 amino acids. The record is from RefSeq and is a predicted model, not a curated record. NCBI's taxonomy places the organism in Eukaryota, Metazoa, Chordata, Mammalia, Chiroptera, Phyllostomidae. The transcript is spliced from 3 exons.